CUCCUUGCAUCAGAAGUGCUGCACGCGCACUUCUCCUGCAAAAUGGCGUCCACUAUGGCCGCCAUCGCCCCUGUGGCCGUGCGGCCCAUGGCCAGCACCCCCCUGAAGCAGGCCAAGAACACCUUCGCGGCCCGCACCGUGAGCAACGGCUCCAUCAAGAAGGUGUCCGCCAUGCAGGUGUGGACUCCCCUGAACAACAAGAUGUUCGAGACCUUCUCCUUCCUGCCUCCCCUCACCGACGGCGAGAUCUCCCGCCAGGUCGACUACAUCGUGCGCAACGGUUGGACCCCUUGCCUGGAGUUCGCUGACGCCGACCACGCGUACGUGGACGACACCUCCACCAUUCGCCUGCGCGGCAACGCUGUGCCCCUGUACUACGACAACCGUUACUGGUGCAUGUGGAAGCUGCCCAUGUUCGGCUGCACUGACGGCCAGCAGGUGCUGCGUGAGAUCCAGAACUGCCGCCGCGCCUUCCCCGAUGCCUACAUCCGCCUGGUGGGCUUCGACAGUGUCCGCCAGGUGCAGGUGGCCGGCCUGCUGGUGAACCGCCCCGCCUCGGUGCGCGACUACCAGAGCCCCUCCACCCGCUCCGUUUAAGCGGCCCCAACUUUGGCCUGACGCUCCAUAGCUGACGGCCACUGCAGCGGCAGCCGGCGCACCGCUCGGUGCGGUCCCCACUGGGGCAUUCUGGACGCUGGCGCCCGCCCCCGGCAAAGGCGCCACAAUUUUUUUGCAGGACGGUAUGCGUGUGCACUUCUGUGUUUCCGGAGAAGCCAAUUUCUUUAUUCAUGUUCUGUACCAUUCCACCAACUGGGUUCCCCCGCCCGCCCACCUGUAAUGCCCCCCCCCCACCAAAA
Molecule: messenger RNA, 857 nt
Organism: Chlorella variabilis
Lineage: Eukaryota; Viridiplantae; Chlorophyta; Trebouxiophyceae; Chlorellales; Chlorellaceae
Exons: 5
Coding region: 43-597 (184 amino acids)
Source: RefSeq, a predicted model, not a curated record